Molecule: messenger RNA, 7532 nt
Organism: Lymnaea stagnalis (great pond snail)
Lineage: Eukaryota; Metazoa; Mollusca; Gastropoda; Lymnaeidae
Source: the annotation of a GenBank genome assembly
ACUGUUAUGUGGGUUGUCUGGUUAGAAGCAUAAAAUAAUUUUAAGGACAGUUAAAUGUGGAAUUAUAUAUUUGCGAUGCUUUAAAAAAAAUAUAUUCAUAUAUAAAAAAUAUCAUCGCAUUUGCCUUAUGAAUAGAGAUUUAAUUUUAGAAAUAUAGAUUUUUCUUCGUUUUCCUUUCCUUUCUGUAAAGUCCAAACAUUUUGAUGAUACUUUUUACAUUUCACCUUUAAGGCUAAGUUAGUAUGUUCACAAAUAAUUAAUCCAUUAAAUGAUCUGCUGUGUUGUCGGAGUAAGCAGAUAAGACCAUCGGUGUUAAUUUUCUUGCCACAAGAUGUUAAGUCUAAAAUCUUUUUCAUUAGCAUCAAUAUUGUGUAUUGUGUUCCAAUUAAGCAGUACACAAGAUACACAGCAAUCAACGUAUACUUUAAAAGACGUUGAAAUUAAAUCAAAUGGAAAACCUGUUAAAAUCUUCACAACUGCCGACUUAAAGAAAUAUGAUGGAUCUGUAAGUCUGAGCCGUGAGAGGCGGUAUUCAAGCCGACAUUGAAGCCGAUAUUGAUACUGGCUACCGGAAAUUUGUUUAAAAGAAAAUUGAUCGAAUGAAAAUUUGAUCUAGAUUAAUCUUUUUUUUUCAGUUCACACAAUCAAAUGCAAAUUUUGAAAUGUUCCUCAAAUUUCUUUUGGAACGCACUACUAAAUAAUAAUUAUGUUCAAAAAGAAAUUUGACAAAAUUUUUACGUGUGAACUAUACUAUACUAUAAAAAAGAUUUGAUCAAAUUUCUGUUGAUCAAUUUUCCGUCUAUGUAAUUUCUUUCAAACAAAUUUCCAAUACUAAUAGUUACUAAUACGAUUGAUACUAGUAUAGUAUAGAGUAUAGAGUAAGUAGGCUAUAGACUAUAUAAAUAAUAAUUAUAGUUAUAGUAAUAGUCUUAAAAUAACUUAAUAAACUUAGACUUAGAACUAACUUAGAUCUUAGGACUUAGACUUAGUGGUAUUCUAAAUAACUCUGGUACAAUUAAAUGAGUAUAUUAUUAUAGCCCUAUCCUUAAAAUUGUAAUUAACUAACUGUUCCAGUCAUUCAUCAAUCACACUAAUUCAAAUAAUUAGCUUUGACUUUGUUUUAGUAUUUUCAGUUAAUUAGACUUAGGCCUACUUAUUAAUCUUGACCCCCUGUAGUCUGUAGUUCACCUUGCACCCCAAAAUUAUGGCCUGUACCGUAAAAUACUGUAAUGACAUAAUAAAUGAUAUUAAUAUUAUAUAUAUUAUAUAUAUAUGUGGCAACCUUCCAUCUUCACUUCAAAAUUUUGUAUUAGCACCUGGAACUAGACAAUGGAGAAGCUUAUUGAAUCUUCAUCAAUUGGCUUAUGGCAAGUUAUGGCUGAUCCUGGAAUGGCAUUCUAAUCUGCAUUCUCACAGGAAAACCAUAACUUCUUGUUACGAUAAUAAGGGGGGAGCGACUGGAAUCAGUUUAGGUAGAAGGAAAUAACUGAAACAAAGUAUGGGAAAACCUGGGAAAAUAAAGGUCACACAAAAUAACGAACGUUUCCACAGGUUGCCUUCUUCAGCAAAUAGGCUGUUAAACCAAUAUAAAAAUUUAAAUAAACACUUAGCUGCAAUGUAGUAGGGGUGUGCUGGAUCCGUUUUUUCCAACCGGAUCCGGAUUUUUUUAUGCGAAAUCCGCCUGAUCCGGAUUCCGGUUUCUCCCGGAUUCCGGAUUUUGGUACUAAUGGUAGAUACUUCGGUAAGUCAAGGUAGACUACUACUUUUUGUGUAUGGGAAUUCGCAAUCGGCGCCAAAAAAUCGAGUUUUUAAUUUUCCGAUGUGUGUCUAUUUAUUAUUAAAUUAGUACUUUCGAUAUAUAUUUGAGUUCCGUUUUCGGCCUUAUAAUUAGGUAGACAUCUUGGCCUAAAUUUUAAUCAAUUACUUUUUUCAUUUACCAUCAGUCAGCUUUGAGAAAAUCCUUGGUAAAUAUAAGGCAACUUUCAUCAUUAAAAUUAAGUCGAAGGAAAAAAUUUGUCACUACCAAAUUUUUUUUGCAUCUGGGGAAUCUAUUGAUCUACACGUAUGCCAAUUUUCACAGCGAUAAGUGUCUUACGAGAGACGCCAUGUUUCUACGCGUUCGCAGCAGGUCAUGCAGCUCGCUCAACCUAAUUUCGCCAUGGGGUUGGCCACGCCCCCCUUUUUAAUGGCGGAAGUUGACGAUACUUAGGAAAUAUUAAUUUAUUAUCACUAUUUACAUCAAAAUAAUUGAUAACUUGUGUUUCAGAAUGCAUUUAAAGACAUUUAAACUGGAAUGUUUUAAUUUGAGCUUUAACAACCCGGUAGAAUCCAUAUUAUAAAUGAUCAGAAUUUACCGUGUGCAACACGUUGUCAUUGGCAACCAUUCACAGCCACUUGCAUAACUGUAUCGUAGUACUACCUCAGAGUUUCAUUCAUAAGAGUUUGCCGUGUGCAAAAACUAUUAAACCAUUGGUCAGGGAAAGCUUUAAUUAAUUAUUCAUGUGCCAAAGUUGAAAGUUUAAACUAAGUCUAAACAGUAUUUUAGUGAUAAGGCAGGGAAUGCGUUGCCUUAUAUAAACUAUAUAGUCAUUGCGCAUGACGGGAUUGGCGGAAUGAGAUCACAGAAUGUGGAGAUGCAGUCCAUGUUAAAAAAUGACAAACCAAGUCGUACUUUAAAAAUUCAUAACUUUAAAACUACAACAGCUAAAAAUAUGAUUUUGGUGUUAUAAUUCUUUAAAAAAUUACAUCUUUUCAACUAUGCCAUUGGUUUAUUUUUACAAAAAGUUUAAAUUUUCUUAUCAAAGUCCCUACACUAUUGGCCACUAUUAGCGGUGCUGACUCUAGCCUCUGGUAUGUACGGAAUAUUAAACAUUAAACAAGCUCAACGCUCGAAACAAUCGAUUAAUGUAUCGUGAUCGUGUGGAAUUCGGGAAAGAGAAUUACUUUUAUUUCAGAUUAUGAUCCGGUGAGUCACAAAAUCUGGCAAAUUCCGAAAUCCGGUAUAUUCCGGAUUCCGGUUGUUCCGGAUACAUGUAAAUCCGGCGGAACUGGAUUUCACCGGAUAGUGCAAAAUCCGGCGGAACCGGAUUCCGGACCUGAUUCCGGUACACCCCUACAAUGUAGUAUCCGAGAAGACAGCAAGAGGGAUAUAAUAAAAAUUGCAUCAUGCUAUGAAGAAGUAUUGUCCGUCAGUUAAUAACCACUGCUUAAGCAACCCAGAAAAAAUGCAUCAGUUUACACGUGUGUUGCAGGAUGCCCUUGUAAAACGGUCAACAGUUGACACUUGACACCAAGUGAACGCAUCUAUGAGAUGCUGAGUACAAUUCAGCCAUCUCUGCCUAAGGGAAAAGCGAGCAUACAAAAUAAUGAUAUAAUAAUAAUAAUAUACAGGUGUCAUCAAUAUACUAAUAGUAAAAUUGAAUAAUAGUAGGACAAUAGGAAUAUAAUGUUAAGAUUGGCUGUACCUAGCUUAUAAAAGAUACAGCUUCAUACAAUAACUUGUAUCCAUUACUGACAUUACAUUUACAUUCAAUGUCACAUUGCAGCAGGAUUUUGAUGUACCAUUUAAACAUUUUUUUCUUUUCAGAAUGAAAAAGAACCAAUUUACAUGGGAAUAAAAGGUGUCAUAUUUGAUGUAACAGAGGGGAAAAGUAAUUUUUUUUUUUUAAUAAAAUGUUUGUUAUUAAUACCUAUAUAUAUAUAUUAUAUAUAUAUUUAAGAAAUAUAGAAAUAAAAAUACAUAAUAAAUUGAAAUUGUAUUGUAAAUGUUUCCUCAAAAUUUGAUUGCUGUAUCUUUAUAAUACAAUAAUAUCGGUGUCUUUGGAAAGCUAACAGCCAUCUUUUACCAAUGAUUUGCUAUUUGUUUAUUCAGUUGUAUUUGAGCUGGGGUACCUAUAUAUAGUCUUGUGUCCUAGUCCUAUAUUUAUCUAUAUAAAUACAUUAUGCUAUUACAAUUAUUAUAAUAUAGGCUAAUAAAAUAGCCUUAAUAUUAAUAAACUGCCAAAAUUUAAUUCUGAGUUUUCAGGAGAAUUGUGCAUUCUUCCUUAUUUAAAAUUUAUAAUCAUUCUCUUAACUCUGAUAUUUAAGUCUCCUUUAAGUUUAAAUGACAGCAAAGAUUUCACAAUUUAAAAAAAUCUUAACAUUAAUGGUCUAUUAGCUAGACAGAAUUCUAAAAAUGCAAAUUAAAGGAAGUGUAAUGUAACUUAUAAAAGUUAACAGUCCCAGGAUGCUUGGUUAUGACUUUUAUCUGCUAGGGUCAGCAGUUUAUUAUGUGACUUGACAUUUAAUUAUCUGAAGUAAUUAUAUUAUAAAAUAAUUAUUGUUUACGACAUUUUCUGUUAUUUUUUUAUUUUUUUUUGCUUUGAAGAGGUCUACUUUCCAUGUACUACUUUAAUUUGACCCUUCUAGACAACUGAACUACUUAAUGUAAUAUGUUUAGAUUAGCAUAUUUGUACAUGAAAAUUUUGUAUUAGCACCUGGAACUAUUGGCACAUUACUUUUGCAUGUAUAACUCUUAUCUUAGAUUUAGUUUUAACAUUUACAUUUUUAUUUCUUCCUAAUGAACAUCAGGGUUCUAUGGAAAAGGUGCUCCUUACAAUGCAUUGGUUGGUAUAGAUGCCACUCGAGCUGUUGCUAAAAUGUCACUUGAACCAGAGGAUCUCACAAGCGAUGUUGUAAGUUGAUUUUUAAACACAAAAAAAUAUAAUUUUCAUCCAAGAGCCAGAGUUGAAUAUGAAGACUUUGGUCUUUGUAAUAGUUCCUGUCUAUUGAUUUAUUGUUUGUGUGUAUACUGCAUUUUGUUUUUUUUACUUUCUGCUUGUAUUCAGGAUCAUAAUAUUUGGUUCACUGAAUUGAAUAGUAUGUAUACAGAUAGAGUGUUAGUAUAUUACUACCAAAUACUUAUACAGUGGCAGAUUGAAUAGGUCAGGGUGCUAUGCUAAAGAACACUUGAUACAAAGUUUUUAAGGCCUCAAAUUAAUUUUGAUAAAUUAUUCCAAACUAAUAUAAUAGAAUGUAAACAAGAUAAGCUGACAAAACCUGUGAGUUUAAAAUGAUGUUCUGACCUGUGUUUCUGUUUUUUUUUCAGACUGGUUUAGCUGAUGCUCACCUUGUUGCUCUUGAUGAAACUUUUGAAGGGACAUACAUGGCUAAGUACCCAGUAGUGGGCUACUUGGACUACUUAUUGGAGAAAUACCCUGAAAAGUUUGCUAAUGUGCAGACAAUCAGAGAAGAAUUGUGAUUAAAAUAUAUAGAUCAUGGUAUAAAUGUUACUUUUGUGUGUACAUUAUAUCAUUGUUCAUUGUGCCUGACAGCUCAUUGAUCAUAUACUACCACCAAAUUUUUGUUAUUUAUGACAAAGCUUUGUCAUACAUAUCCCUUUUUUAAGUUGCAGCCAAUGAAUAUUUUAUAUAUAUUUACUAUGAGUGUGUUUACUGAAAUUAAUGACGAUUUAAUUUUAAUCAAAAUUUAAUUUAUUUUCAUGAUAUGAAAUUGUUUGAUUAAUUUAUUGUUUCAUGCUGAACAAUCUAAAGGCUUUCUUGUAAAGGACAAGUUUACUUAUAUCACAAACUUAUUCGUAACUGUUUUUAAGCACUAAAGAAACAUAGAAGAUAACUUGUGUUCUUUUUUCCAUUAAGUGUUUUUUUUUAAAAUUAUACAUUUGUUCAUAUUUCUACUUCAUUUUUUAUAGUUUGAAAAUUGGUUCCCCCGUAAUGCCAUAUAUUUGUUGGAGAAAAUUCAAUAAUUUCUGUGUUGUGAUUUGACACAUUUAUUUUCUUUAUAUAUCUGUUUGUUAUAUUAUUUAGAGCAUAAAUUAUUAACUAUACAAGUACAAUCAAUUUAUAUUCAAUAUAUUUGAUGUUUUAAAACUGAAAAGUCAACAUGUUGUUUUUUUCCUUCUGAUUUGAUCCUUGAUUUACCAUCAGCUGAGGUUUCCCUGUUUCUGUAGCUGCUAUGCAGCCAGUUAGUUGGUUUUUAUUGUUGACAUUUUGCUUUAGGUUUCUAUCCUGCAUGAUAGCAUUCCAACGUUAACCUUAUUUUAUGGUAUUUGUAAUUUGAAAAUGAUAUCGCAUGUUAUGUUCAACCAGUUGCUUGAUGGUACCCAAGCAUCCCAAUUUGUUUAGUUUAAUCCUUAUGAUCAUAAAGGACUGCGUUCAAGCUUUGUGAAGGAAAUAGUAGAACAGGGUAUGUGGAAGCCGGAAAUGAAAGACAGGACCAAUGGAAAAUAUGACAAGAAAUAGAAACUAGUUAAAAACCUACAUGAUUGUCGACAGUAACAAUGACGAUCACUUAGGUUUCUUGUCGUGUUUUCAUUUGUCCUGUCUGCUGAGGAAGGCUUUUAACUUUUUUAACCAAAACUUUCUAAUCUUAUAGUCCUGUUUUUCGAUUCAUGCUUCCACAUACCGUGUCCUACUAUUUUCUAAUACAUAUGAUAAUCCACCACAAGCUGAACUCUGAUAAAUCCAUCUCACCACCGAGGCCCCAACUCCUCAUGUAGUUGAUUUUGUACACAUGAAAUUUUCUUCUUUUUUACUUUACUUUUAUUAUUUUUGGGGUUUGGCUACUUUUUUCAGUUAUGUUCCCGCAGAAAGUAAGAUAAUAAUUAAAGGUUUUAAAAUGAGCUUUUGGGUAUUUUCUUUUUAAACUUUUAAGUACUGAUAUUUGAUCUUACAAGUUAUUGAUGAAUAAUUUUUAGUUAAAUAGGAUUUUAGGGUCACUUAAUGCUGACCUGAUCUUUUUUUAAAAAUUGAAAGCCCCUUUUUGUCAUAAGAUAAAAAGACAUAUGCAUAGACAAAAAAUUAUGAAAUAAAUUUCAAGUAAAAGUGACUUUGCUACAUCAUAAAUGAAAGAGAAAUUUUUAUUUAUUUUAAAAAAAAUUAAUCCUUAAAUAAGAAAUGUCCUCUCCAGUUAAAGAAAAUUUUAGGUGCAAAAUGUUCACAUUGAAAUGUUUCAAACCCUGAAAAUUUCAUUGAUAAUAAUAGUUUUAUUUAUAUUCCCAUAUAUAUUUAUAUUCCCAUACAUUUUUAAGAUUCUAUGAGUUUCAUAGUAGAAGCCUAUAUGAUUAAACAGAAUCUUUGAUGUGACAAGUAAAAACUUGAUAGUUUUAUUAUUUCAGUUUUAUUCACUUGUAAUAUGGAAUUUGUUGUUGCUUUUGUCUUUAAAUUAAUGUUUUGAAGUUAUUUGACAAAAGUUGUGUGACAAAAAAAAAGUUAUUUACUUGUAUAUGUAGAAUUUGUAUAAUUUAAUUCUGUUAUUUAUAAAAUAAUAUUGAUAAUUACUUCAGAAAAUGGAGUAUUCUUACAUAGACUCACUAUAAUAUUUGGUUUGAAACUUGGAUUUAGUUGGUGUGGGUAACUUGUUGUGGGUUUGGGUCAUCUUGUUGUUGUUGUGGGUCAACUUGGUGUGGUUGUGGGUCAACUUGGUGUGGUUGUACUUGGUUUCGGUUUAAAAUACUUCACGGAAGAAUUGUUAUUUGUUUUGAAAAUGUCAUGAAAUAAAGUUGCUCAAUUUUUAACAUCUUUGCUAAAUCAUUG